CAUUUUUCACGCGUUAUGAAAGGUUCGCUCCUCCUCCUCCCACAGCUGUUCACUAGCUGUGACACAAUCGAAACUCUUCUUAGAAAGAGCACCCACCGUGGCUGCCAGCUGCAGGGAACGGCACGCCCAUUCACAGCAAGCAUGUCGCACGAAAAAGUUCCUGACACCCCAGUGGAAGUACUUGUGGACUUGUUAACAAAAGCCAAAAAAAUAGCAGCAGGAUGUGGUGCUGUUCCGGAGGAGCUGAAAAGUCACUUGCAGAAGGCUCUGGAUAUUUCCAGCGGACUGGAUGACUAUUUGGAGAACAUGACCACACCAGAGAGUGAACCUCUGGCUGAGCUUUAUAAAAAGACUAUUUCUCAUGACUGGGAUCAAGUGUUUAAGGAGGGCAAGACUACGUUUCGGCUUCCCAAGGAGUGCAUCACUGGCCAUGUGGAGGGACAGACUCUCAAGAUGCUGAUCCAUAUGAGUCAAGCCAGGAAGGUCCUGGAGAUAGGAAUGUUCACCGGUUAUGGAGCCCUGUCCAUGGCCGAGGGACUCCCUGAGGAUGGGUGUUUAGUGGCCUGUGAGUUAGAGCCAUAUCUAAAGGAGUUUGCUCAGCCCAUUUUUGAUAAGUCUCCACAUGGUAAAAAGAUAACUGUCAAGACGGGACCUGCCAUGGACACCCUAAAGGAGUUGGCUUCUGCAGGCGAGCAAUUCGACAUUGUCUUCAUCGAUGCUGACAAGCCCAAUUACAUCAACUACUACAACUUUAUCAUAGACAACAACUUGUUGAGAUUGCGGGGUGUUAUCUGUGUAGAUAACUGUCUGUUCAAAGCUAAGGUUUAUCUUAAAGACACCACUGAUAGCAACGGGCUGGCGCUUCGAGAGUUCAACGAGUUUAUCUCUAAUGAUCCGCGAGUGGAGCAGGUCAUCGUCCCUCUCAGAGAUGGCAUCAGUCUCAUUCGGCGUGUUUCUGUGACCUCCCAGAACUCCUUUUCACAGUGUAACACAACGGAUGACGAAGUUUUCCGAGGAGUCAAAGGCCGUUCCAUUCUGGACCGAAUGCAUCUAGAUGGAAAGGUGGCGUAUGUAACAGGUGGCGGGCAGGGCAUUGGCCGAGCUUUCGCUCACGCCCUGGGUGAGGCCGGUGCCAAGGUGGCUGUGGUCGACAUGGAUCAAGGAAAGGCUGAGACUGUUGCUAAGGAGCUCCAUCUAAAAGGUAUUCAUGCCAUUUCCAUCACAGCUGACAUCAGCAGGUCAGACGAUGUCCAGAGGAUGGUCGACACCAUCGUCUCUAAAUGGGGAGCGAUCCACAUCGCCUGUAACAACGCCGGCAUCAACAUGAACUCAGCUAGUGAGGAGACCAGCUUAGAGGAGUGGGACCGCACCUUCAACGUCAACCUGAGGGGGACCUUCAUGUGCUGUCAGGCAGCAGGUCGGGUGAUGCUACAGCAAGGAUAUGGAAAGAUUAUCAACACAGCCUCCAUGGCCAGUCUAAUAGGAGUCAAGUCCUUGUCAGGUCUCACAGCACAAGUCCAGUACUCCCAUCUCUACAUCCCGCAGCAAUGAUGAUCUUAAGGAUUAGUCAGAGUGCAGCCAAGAUUAAAGUUUAUUUCUGCCAUUUCAUAA
Molecule: messenger RNA, 1611 nt
Organism: Nothobranchius furzeri (turquoise killifish)
Lineage: Eukaryota; Metazoa; Chordata; Actinopteri; Cyprinodontiformes; Nothobranchiidae
Source: RefSeq, a predicted model, not a curated record